GGAAUAUAAUAAAAAUUCUAUUGAGCAUGGUUUCUAUUUCAACAGGUCAAGCGGUCGGCUAUAGCUAUACACAGGUCAACAGUGCGGAAACAAGAUAUUUCACUUGGGAUGAGAGAGGAAAAAAGUUAAACAUUAUAACAUUAGUACGCACUGGACUACGUAAUCAGUAAUUAAAAUGCAGCCACUAUAUAGCUUUGACAUAAUUUCACUACAGUUAAUGGUUAAACACGUUGUGCCGCUGUAUGAAUUGAACACUUCCUUCCAAAAAGCCAAUCGGCAAGCGCUGCUCGACUGCUUUGGCCUUGUCGAAUUCCGCGUCUUCCGGGUUACCGCUGGGUGGUCAGAACGCGAGAUUUCCUGCUGUAAUAUUCAAAAAGAAACCGCGCACUUUUAAAUCUGCUCUGUCGUUCUUAAAUUACAGCUGCUGUUUUGGUGAACUCGAAAAUACUUUUCAGUUGGACGUGUUACAGCGUGCUAACAAUUCAGUGUCUUGUGGUGGACAAAGCAUGAAGGGUUGUCUUCUAGAUUGAUCUCAAGAGCAUCAAAAAUGGAUGAUAGCAUACAGCCCCUCUUUACAUUUGGUGUAAUAGCUGAUAUCCAGUAUGCUGACAUUGACGAUGGUUACAACUUUACGCAUACAAGAAAACGGUAUUACAGGAAUAGUCUUCAAUUGCUGCGUAGAGCAAACGAAAAGUGGAAAACGGAGACUGUACAACCUAGCUUUAUUCUUCAACUUGGGGACAUUAUUGAUGGUUUCAACAAAAAAUAUGAAGCAUCACAGAAGGCCCUUGAUACAGUUUUAACAGAGUUUGACAGAACUGGCAUCGCUGUGCACCAUGUGUGGGGGAACCACGAGUUUUAUAAUUUCAGUAGACAAGAUCUUAUUACAUCACUUAACAGCCAAAAUACAGAUUUUGCGAUGAGAGAGGAUGAAAUCAAACAGAAGCAUCCAGACAAUGAGCAGAGUUAUGCCUACCAUUUCAGUCCAGCUCCAAACUUCCGCUUUGUGGUGCUUGAUGCCUAUGAUGUCAGCCUUAUUGGACGCCAAGAAAACAGCGAGCAGUACAACCAGGCACUUAAAAUUUUACAGGAGCACAAUGGCAAUUAUGAUUUAAAUCAGCCCCCAGCAUAUUCAGGACUGGAACAGAGAUUUGUGAAGUUCAAUGGAGGAUUCGGCCAAGACCAGCUGGAAUGGCUGGAUAGGUUACUCUCUCUGUCAGAUCAGAAACUAGAGAAAGUCACCAUUGUGAGUCACCUUCCAAUACAUCCCAGUUCUACAGAUCCUGUAUGUCUUGCCUGGAACUAUGAUGACGUUCUCUCUAUUUUAUACUCGCAUAAGAGUGUAGUGUGUUUCAUGGCUGGACAUGACCAUGAUGGUGGCUAUCACCAAGAUAUCUCUGGUAUCCACCACCUCACUUUUGAAGGGGUCAUUGAAACUCGACCAAAUAAUGAUGCUUUUGGCACAGUGUAUGUAUAUGAGGACAGGAUGAAACUUAAGGGGAAUGGUAGAGUUCCACACAGAAGUCUUAACUAUGAGUGAGAAACAAUGGACAUUGGUAAACCUUACAGCAAUUUUAAUGCUAGACAUUUAUUAUUUACUAAAUCAAAAUGGAGUUUUGGGCUUGGAAAGUUUGAAUGAAGUAUUUGAAAUCAACCUGCAUUCACUUUACAUUGAUGGAAAUGCACUAUUCUGCUUGGCAAAUGUUCCCUUAUGAACUUGUAAUAAGUUAAAUUUGUCCAUGCCAAGACAUUUUUGAUUCAACAUGCCAGAAAUUACCAUUAAUUAAAAUAAAAUAGCGUAUAGAUCAGGCAAUCUUAUUUGCAAAGGGCCAGUGUGUAUGUGUGGCCCUUUCUGGAAGAUUGCCCAUCCCUGGUGUACAUGUAUCUUAACAAAAUAUACAGUUAUACAUUGCCCUGUUAUUGAAUAUUUAACAGUCUACUGUAACUCAUUGUUGGAUAUACAAUGUUAGCUGCUAGGAUAAUGGCAUCUUGAAAAGAGGGUACAUAAGUCGAGUAACAACUGUUUGUUUGACCUGCUCUGUCAUAUAUAUAUAUAUUUUUUUCUGAUUUGCUGAAAUUUUUCAUUUUUUUUUCUUUUUCUUGCAGUCUGUUUUCUGUACAACCAAUCAGUAAAUAUACAAUCCAAUCUUGUUGGACAGCGUGCAAUAUAUUUGGGGUGUUUGUAUUUAACAAAUGGCUGGCAUCUGGCUGUUUUGUGUAAAAAUAUUUUUAUUUGUAAAGUACAACUGUUUUUUUGACUUGCAUUUAAGAAAAAUGAUGCUUCUGUGCACAUUAGUGAUUGUUGAACCUUGACUAAUUGUUGUUGUUUACUUUGACAAUGGGAAAUUUUUAAUUAAAAAAUAUUAAAGAUA
Messenger RNA from Paramormyrops kingsleyae, 2372 nucleotides. RefSeq names its product ADP-ribose/CDP-alcohol diphosphatase, manganese-dependent (gene adprm). The record is from RefSeq and is a predicted model, not a curated record. Gene Ontology annotation, molecular function: manganese ion binding; CDP-glycerol diphosphatase activity; 2',3'-cyclic-nucleotide 2'-phosphodiesterase activity. Lineage: Eukaryota; Metazoa; Chordata; Actinopteri; Osteoglossiformes; Mormyridae.